AGAAAAAAGUUUGAGAAUCAAACUAGAAAAAUAGAGUUGACAACACAAGGUGCGUCUGUAUGAUUUUAGGGAACAUCCAGCGGUGCAUCGGUUGAAUUUCACCUGACAUUCAACGCAUGUCAUCUGUCAUUCUUCUCAAUUCCUUCAUUCCUUUCUUUGUUAUACAACAAUUCGUGUUGUUCAAGUCACGCAACACAAACGAAUCAACCAAGGAACAAUUAACACGAAGUUACGAAAAAUUAAUUUAGCAGCGAAGAAAUCGCGUUAUUGGUAAUGGCGGAAGGGGUGGAAGCAGAAGCAACCACCACCACCACCCCCACUAGCCUUCUUCCUGACUUGCUGAAAAACACGCCUUCGAAUAUUGCUAGAUUGGAAGACGUGAUCGAACAUUCUAAAGCAAGACAUAAGUAUCUCGCUCAAACCACUAGUUCUUCUGAUGGCGGUGAUGUUCGUUGGUACUUUUGUAAAACCCCGUUGGCACCUAAUGAGUUAGCGGCGUCGGUCCCGAGCACGGAGAUAGUGGGGAAGAGUGACUAUUUUCGUUUUGGCAUGAGGGAUUCUCUGGCAAUUGAAGCAUCUUUCUUGCAGAGAGAGGAAGAAUUGCUUUCUAGUUGGUGGAGAGAAUAUGCAGAGUGUAGUGAAGGACCAAGAGAACGACAAAGUUCCGGUACCAAGUUGGAUAGACAUCAAUUAUCUGAAGAAAUUGAGGAAGAGAGAGUUGGUGUUCCUGUGAAGGGAGGACUUUACGAGGUAGAUAUGAUUAAAAGACAUUGUUUCCCUGUUUAUUGGAAUGGAGAAAAUCGACGUGUUCUAAGAGGCCAUUGGUUUGCUCGUAAAGGGGGCCUCGACUGGCUACCACUUCGCGAAGAUGUUGCUGAACAACUAGAGAUUGCUUAUCGCAGUCAGGUAUGGCAUCGGAGAACAUUUCAACUGUCAGGACUUUUUGCUGCUCGAGUCGAUUUGCAAGGCUCCACCCAAGGCCUGCAUGCCCUUUUCACAGGAGAAGAUGAUACAUGGGAAGCCUGGCUAAAUGUUGAUGCUUCUGGCUUUUCUAAUUUUGUGAGUCUUACCGGAAGUGGAAUCAAGCUAAGACGUGGUUACUCCCCUUCAAAUUCGCCAAAACCAUCCCAGGAUGAAUUAAGGCAAAAGAAGGAGGAGGAGAUGGAUGACUACUGUUCCCAGGUGCCUGUUCGACAUUUGGUAUUUAUGGUUCAUGGGAUUGGGCAGAGGUUGGAAAAAUCUAAUUUGGUUGACGAUGUGGGCAAUUUUCGCCAUAUUACAGCAAGUCUUGCAGAGCAGCACCUUACUUCACACCAACUCGGCACUCAAAGGGUCCUCUAUAUCCCAUGUCAGUGGAGGAAAGGUUUGAAGCUGAGUGGUGAAACAGCUGUUGAGAAAAUAACCUUGGAUGGAGUGCGGGGAUUGCGUGUCACGCUAAGUGCAACUGUUCACGAUGUGUUGUACUACAUGAGCCCAAUUUACUGUCAAGACAUAAUUGACUCGGUAUCCAACCAACUGAACCGACUAUAUCUGAAAUUUCUUAAGAGGAAUCCUGGAUAUGAUGGAAAGGUUUCAUUAUAUGGUCAUUCUCUGGGAAGUGUCCUCUCAUAUGAUAUCCUCUGCCAUCAAGAUAAUCUGUCGUCCCCAUUUCCAAUGGACUGGAUGUACAGGGAACAUGGUGAAGAUGAGGAGUCAGUCCCUGAUAAGAAAAGUAAUUAUUUUCAUCACUCAUCAAUCAAUCAGGAUGACACGUUUGGUGUGAAGAGCCCCUACGACGAAAAGAAGAGUAUACAACAGACUUCUACAGAAAUGGAGGCAGAAUUUUCGGAGUCCUCAGUUUUAUGUCCUGCUUUAUCAAGUGGAAACAAUUUUAUUGUAGGACCUAACUCUGUGAGCCCAAGUAAUGAGGGAGAAGUUUCUGAGUGCAUUUCUGAUUUUAGUGACAUGUUUUUUGACAAAACGGGUGCAUUGGAUAAACUAGAGAGUGUGAAUGUUGGGCUACCAGCAGCUCAGGAAAAAUGUAAUAGUACAAACAACGAAGAUGAUGUAAUCAAGAAGCUUCGGGAAGAGAUUGAUUUAUUGAACGCCAAGCUAGCUGGACUGGAAUCGUGUGUUGAUGACGAUCAUAGCAAAGAAGAAUUGCAUUCUGUACCACAGUUAUCUCAAAAGUUGCCUCCUAUGCCAGAUGCAACAAAGCGUUAUACUCCAUAUAUCAAUUAUACAAAGCUUCUAUUUAAGGUUGAUACAUUCUUUGCUGUUGGAUCCCCUCUAGGUGUAUUUCUUGCACUCCGGAAUAUCCGAAUUGGCAUUGGAAGAGGCCAAGAAUAUUGGGAACAGGAAAAUAUUAGCGAAGAAAUACCAGCCGUUCGGCAGAUGUUUAACAUUUUUCACCCGUUUGAUCCAGUAGCAUACAGAGUAGAGCCCCUUGUCUGCAAAGAAUACAUUGGCAAACGCCCAGUCUUGAUUCCAUAUCACAGAGGAGGCAAAAGGUUGCAUAUUGGAUUUCAGGAAUUUACUGAAGAUCUAGCAAUUCGCACUCACACAAUAAAGAAUUAUAUGAAAUCUGCAAGGGAUAGGGUACUGGCAGUUUGUCAAUCAAGAAAUAUAGAGAGCAUAAAAGGAGAGAGUUCUGAAGAGGAAGAAGAGACAUCAUAUGGAUCUUUAAUGAUGGAGAGGUUGACAGGAAGCAAAACUGGACGAGUUGAUCACAUGCUUCAGGAUAAGACAUUUGAGCAUCCAUAUCUGCAAGCCAUUGGAUCGCACACGAAUUAUUGGCGAGAUUAUGAUACUGCUCUUUUUAUAUUAAAGCACUUGUAUCGAGAUAUACCAGAAGACCCAAAUUCGUCACUGGUAUAUAGCGCUGGAAGCUCGAAAUGUGUGACUAGUUCUGGCGGUUGGUAUGAUCAAAGAGAUAGUGUAGAGGAAGAUGUUCCAUUGACUUUCUCUGAUAAUGUAAUGGUCAGAAAUUUCUCAAGCAAAGCUAAGAAGAUUAUGCAAAAGAACACUGAUUUCUAAAUACAUGAGUAUAUAUAGCACAUGUUUGGGAUGUGAUUUCCUUGCAUACGUAGUUGUUGUUAUUGCCUUCUACACGUUGUAAUCUAAUUGAGAUUAUGUAAUAUAAUAUGCGAAACUAUGUACAUUAGAAGGAUUCUCCAUCUUAGGGUUGUUUCAUUCGGCUGAGUAGAGUAAUGUUAGAUUAGUCCAACUUCCAAUGUACAUAGCAUAAGAAAAUUCGUCCAUGUAAAUUAUGAUGAUUUGUAUCGAUUUAAAGCACAACACAAUCUUACUGCCUGUAAAUAUGUAUACAAUUUGUUGUGGUUUAUGGUGCACUAUAUAUGAUUCCUCCUUCGUCGAA
Messenger RNA from Cicer arietinum (chickpea), 3355 nucleotides. Its product is annotated as phospholipase SGR2. Lineage: Eukaryota; Viridiplantae; Streptophyta; Magnoliopsida; Fabales; Fabaceae. The record is from RefSeq and is a predicted model, not a curated record. Gene Ontology annotation, molecular function: metal ion binding; glycerophospholipase activity. Gene Ontology annotation, cellular component: cytoplasm.